This is a messenger RNA of Erinaceus europaeus (western European hedgehog), 3382 nucleotides long. RefSeq names its product ras homolog family member J (gene RHOJ). NCBI's taxonomy places the organism in Eukaryota, Metazoa, Chordata, Mammalia, Eulipotyphla, Erinaceidae. Gene Ontology annotation, biological process: small GTPase-mediated signal transduction. The coding region runs from base 505 to 1218 and encodes 237 amino acids. The record is from RefSeq and is a predicted model, not a curated record. The transcript is spliced from 5 exons. Gene Ontology annotation, molecular function: GTPase activity; GTP binding.
ACACACACACACACACACACACACACACACACACAGCUCCAUUGUUGCAGCCUUCCCCAGCCCACUGAUCCUAAUAUGGAAUGCAGCAGGAAACCCAUGAUUUCCUGACACUCAGCAAGCUGGAGGAAGCAAGGAGAAACUCCAUUAAAAAGCUCAGCUUUCCUCCAUGUUAGGUAUGAAGUGGAAAAUGAGGAAGAUUUAACAAAACUCCACUGUCUCUAGACAGGCUAGAGGGGCAGUGGUAGAGAGAAGCCUGCAGGCUGCUGAAAUUUCUAGUUAGGGAAUCCCUAGAUGUCUAUGAAAAUGAGGGCUUCUUAAUUCAAAGUGAUAAGAAAAAAAGGGGCAGACCUUUUCAGUGAUUUCCUGAAAUGUGUGUCACCUCUCCCUGCCAGCAUGGCAAGCAAGAGCGCACGUGUUAGCCACCUCGGACACAUCUGUGUGAUCCAAGGUAGUCAAAGUCAGGCAGAGUGAUCACCAGCCUGAGCUCACUCCCCCCUCCCCUUCAUGGGCUUGGGGAGAAGGAGGAGAAGCAACAGCAGCAGCACAGCCGCAGCAGCAGCUGGAGCCGAAAGAAUGAACUGCAAGGAGGGAAAUGACAGCAGCUGUGGCUGCAGUGGCAGUGAAGAGAAGAAGAUGUUGAAGUGUGUGGUGGUGGGGGACGGCGCUGUGGGAAAAACCUGUCUGCUGAUGAGCUAUGCCAAUGAUGCCUUCCCAGAGGAGUACGUGCCCACUGUGUUUGACCACUAUGCAGUUACUGUGACAGUGGGAGGCCAGCAACACUUGCUCGGACUGUAUGACACUGCAGGACAGGAGGACUACAAUCAGCUGAGGCCGCUCUCCUACUCCAACACUGAUGUGUUUUUGAUCUGCUUCUCUGUUGUAAAUCCUGCCUCUUACCACAAUGUCCAGGAGGAAUGGGUCCCGGAGCUGAAGGACUGCAUGCCUCAUGUGCCUUACGUCCUAAUAGGGACCCAGAUUGAUCUCCGUGAUGACCCAAAAACCUUGGCUCGGUUGCUGUAUAUGAAAGAGAAACCCCUCACUUAUGAGCACGGUGUGAAGCUCGCAAAAACGAUUGGAGCGCAGUGCUACUUGGAAUGCUCCGCCCUGACUCAGAAGGGCCUCAAAGCCGUUUUUGAUGAAGCCAUCCUCACCAUUUUCCACCCCAAGAAAAAGAAGAAAUGCUGCUCUCGGUGUGUCAGCUGCUGUUCAGUUAGCUGAGGUGGCUUGAGACAGGCCUCCACCCCACCUCAGGGCAGCCAGUUUCUGUCACCACACUCAAGCAAACCAGUAGGGCAUGGCCAGGGAGUAAGUCCCUUCACACAGAGGCUUGCUCCUCUGCCCUUUGAGUCUCCCAAGCACAGCAUAUAAACCAGCCAACUGCCACCGCCUCCCCACCAGCCAGAAGCAUCCACAUCGCACACUCUGUAAGAUGCUGAACCCUGGUGGCAGGCCGUGUUGCUGCCUACCAUGUUGGAAACAGAAUCAAAGGCAUCUUGCAUUUUAAACCUCACCCUCCCAGGAACGUAAAAUCAUCACAGGAAAAUAAGAGAGGACUUGGUUCCUGUGUUGGUGGCCUUACAUCUUACCUUUGACAGAAUACAGAGCUACAAUACCAGCCCUUUCUUUGUUUUCCCCAGAAUCUGCUGAUUUACCCAUGUGUCUUAUAUUUACUUGUAUUAUUUUAAGAAAUGUACAAAUUCACCGGUUGACUCAGGCCUUACAAAUCCAUACCAAAUCAGCCAGAAGACAGGGUGUUUUAUAUUCCUUUCGAUUUUCAGCAUUUUGCUAUCAAAGUGAUCAGAACAUGUACCUCUGAAUGCCUAAUUGCAAGAUAAAGGAAAAACAUGAAAACUUUGAGAAAUACCAGAACCAUGACUUUAGACCAAGUUGGGGGUAAAAAAGUAUUCUCGGAAUUGUUGCCAAAGAUUCACCCUGGAAAUGCUUACAUCAAUGGGUAGCCUUACACUUUCAUGUAAUCUUGUCAUAGCAAAUUACAAACAGACUUUUAAGGACAUUUUCAGUAUUUAAGAGAGUAGCAUUUCUGAUUUUCAAUCAAACUGAUGGUGGGGGUGGGGUGGGGAGGACACACACAAUAUGGUAGUGACUAAAUUGGGUGUUUCAUUUUGUUUACCAGAUCACUGCUCAGCUCUGGUUUAUGGUGGUGCAGGGGGGGACUGGGAGUUCUUAGGAGCCUCAGGCAUGAGAGUCUCUUUGCAUAUUUGCAUAACCAUUAUGUUAUCUACCCGCCCCCCACCCCCCCCACACCCCACACCCCCCCGCAGCCCACUUUUAAAAUAUUCUUUAUUUAGCAAAAUGAGCUUUCCUGCUCCUUACCUUCCUUGUGUGCUCUUUUUCUCCUUUGAUCUCACACCUUUUGGCAAACACAGCUCCCUUUGCUCCCCUCCUCUUCCAAUAAUAACCUGACCUAAGACAAGGAUCUGGCCACAGAGUAUGCAAACAGUAAAUGUUUAAAAGUCCCUAACAGCUGAAGUGCCUCAAUGUUUCCACUGCUUAAACUCAAAGUGUUUCCCAUUCUAUUUAAAUGACAUUUUUCCAACUACAUCUGGUACUAAAAUACUGCCUCUCCCUAUUUUUCAUGCCCAUUGUCCUAAGGGUGUAUUUAGGAGCUAGAUCUGUGGGUAUCUGUGGGUCUCUGCCUACCCGAGGAAUACAGCUGCACAACAGAACUUUGAUCCUAGAGAAGUAAAAUCUCUCAGUAAGGAGUGUGUACCCCUUUCUUCAUAACUUCCAAACAGCUGGGGAUUCCUGUAUCAGAGUGAGUUACAUCCUAGCUUUUAAUUAGAAGCUAUGAAAACUUCUAAUUAGUCAUAGUUGCUUAAAAUUAUCCUAGAAAUAAAUACCCAGGUAGGCACUUAUAUUUUUUAUUCCAGUUGUAUAAGGAAAAGCCUCAUUGCAGCACUUCUAGUUUACAAUCUUCCAGAUUCACACCCCUUCUGUUGGAAGAAUUCGGUCUUUCCAUUCUCUUUGGCUCCUAGAGGAAACUCGUUUUUAAAGGAGCUUAUGGCAUGGGUCUUUUUUGUAAGACCUUUCAUGCCAAACCUGCAGAUUUGGGGGUUUUGUUUGUUUAAAUAUUCUUGAAUGUUUUCCCCUGUUCCACAUUUCAAGUUCUAUUUUCUUUGCCCCCCCCCAACAUUUAGUUACUACUUAUUUUCUUACAUCCAUAUGCGCACACACACAAAAUCUAAAAGAAAAACUGGAGUUUUGUAAUUCAAAGCUUGACAUUUAGAGAAAACAAGGACUUUCUGCCUUUGUAAAUGGAAAUCAUUUGUGUAUCAACUAUAGCUCUGCAGAGGUUAUGAAUUCAUCCUUUGCAAACAAUAAUAAGCAUUUAGCCCCGUAAUAAAUGGAGUGCUGUUAGCCA